Molecule: messenger RNA, 438 nt
Organism: Recurvomyces mirabilis
Lineage: Eukaryota; Fungi; Ascomycota; Dothideomycetes; Mycosphaerellales; Teratosphaeriaceae
Exons: 4
Coding region: 1-438 (145 amino acids)
Source: RefSeq, a predicted model, not a curated record
AUGAAGACUGGCACGCCGUACAACAACGCGACCAAGGGGAAGAUCCCAGCGACUCAGACCCUUCGCAUCGAGAGUAGCACAAAUGGUGGUGUCAGCGAGACUACUCUUUUCGAGACCUACUAUACCUUGAAUGACUGGCACAACUUCGCUCUUGAGCUGGACUUCAACCAGAAUACGAUCACAGGCUAUUACUCCAAGAACCACGACGCCCUCAAGGUCGUCAUUCCGACGAAAGCCAAUAAUAAUGCCGGCGGUGGACUCUAUCAUUUCGGCAUACUGAAAUUGCCUGCGAGCGGUACGGGUAAUGGAAGUGUGACCAUUAGUGGUUAUCAGCCAUCUGGCAUCAACGAGGGUCAAUACUACGGUGGUAUCUUUAUCGAGGACACUUCUGCGCAGCCUGUGACUACCAGCGUUUCAUCAUCUGGAUGGAAGCUCUAG